AUGUUCACAUUUUACGGUAGCAGCCACCAGUGCGCCAUGCUGAUACAUGUCUGCAUCGUCAUCAUAACACGUGACAUCAACGUCAACGCUCCUAUUAAGCAGCCUCUUACAUCAAUCAAGUCAAAUUGAUCCAUCCAAACAAACCCCAAAUAAUUAGAAACCUCUUCUUGAUCAUCUUCUUCUUCUCUGUUUUCUCUUUCUUUCCCAACAUAGCAAUCUCAGUUAGUUAGUUUCACACCUUCGCUAUGUCUUGGUUUCGACACCUCUCCUCCAAAACGCGCCACUUCACUUCUCUCUCCCGGUUCAGCACCUCCACCAGCCCGGUUCACCAUGCGGGUCUAGGCCCCACGAAAGCCCACGAGAAGCCCCGUGUGGUCGUGCUGGGCUCUGGAUGGGCUGGGUGCCGGCUCAUGAAGGGCCUGGACCCUAAAAUCUACGACAUCGUUUGCGUGUCACCGCGCAACCACAUGGUGUUCACGCCUCUCUUGGCUUCCACGUGCGUCGGAACGCUCGAGUUCAGAACCGUUGCCGAACCCAUCGCCAGGAUCCAACCCGCCAUUUCCCGGGAACCUGGCUCUUUCUUCUUCCUCGCCAAUUGUACUGCCAUUGAUGCUCUCAACCAUGUCGUGCAAUGUGAGUCUGUAACUGAAGGAACGCAGACAAUAGAUCCCUGGAAAUUUACGAUCGCAUAUGAUAAGCUGGUAAUUGCAUUAGGAGCACAACCUACCACUUUUGGAAUUCAUGGAGUCUAUGAGCAUGCAAUUUUUCUUCGUGAAGUUUAUCAUGCACAGGAAAUACGGCGGAAGUUGCUUCUGAACUUAAUGAUGUCUGAUGUUCCAGGGAUUGAAGAAGAGGAAAAAAGGAGGCUGUUACACUGUGUGGUUGUGGGAGGCGGUCCCACUGGAGUUGAAUUCAGCGGUGAACUUAGUGAUUUUAUCGUAAGGGAUGUCCGUGAGAGAUAUUCACAUGUGAAGGACUACAUCCACGUUACUUUAAUUGAGGCCAAUGAGAUCCUGUCUUCCUUUGAUGUCCGACUCAGGCAAUAUGCCACCAAUCAAUUGACAAAGUCAGGAGUCCGACUAGUCCGUGGCAUUGUGAAAGAUGUCGAGGAGAAGAAGAUUAUCCUAAAUGAUGGAACUGAGGUACCAUAUGGGUUGCUCGUAUGGUCGACUGGAGUUGGUCCAUCAGCUUUUAUUCAGUCUUUGGAUUUCCCCAAAUCUCCUGGUGGAAGGAUUGGCACUGAUGAGUGGCUUCGUGUUCCUACAGUAGAGGAUAUCUUUUCAAUAGGUGACUGCAGUGGUUUUGUAGAAAGUACAGGAAAACAACCACUGCCGGCUUUAGCCCAAGUAGCAGAAAGGCAGGGUAAAUAUUUAGCAAUCUUACUAAACAAAAUAGGUAAAGAAAAUGGAGGCCGUGCAAACAGUGCAAAGGACUUUGACUUUGGGGAACAAUUUGUUUACAAGCACCUUGGAAGCAUGGCAUCUAUAGGGAGUUAUAAGGCUCUAGUCGACCUCAGACAAAGCAAGGAGGCCAAAGGGUUAUCUUUGGCAGGUUUUGUCAGUUGGUUUAUCUGGCGCUCAGCAUACCUAACUCGUGUCAUCAGCUGGAGGAACAGAUUCUAUGUAGCCAUCAACUGGGCUACUACUUUUGUGUUUGGCCGUGACAUAAGCCGAAUAUGAGAACUUUUUAAGGUAAAUACUCUGCGUGAAAUUUUUAUUAUGACUUAGACAUGUUAAUAGGCCCUCACAAUGAACUUUUUAUUAUGAACUUUUGGAGCAGCAUGUUUCAAAAGCCAGUAAUGUCUAAGGAGAUGAAUUUCAGUACACAGAAGAUCAUGGAACUUUACCAGUUCAUGAUAUUGUUUACACGUUCCAUUUGUUUAAACAGUAGCAACGAAAAAAUAGAUUACUCGGAAAUUUCAUUGAAGGGUGACGGCAAUAGAUUAAAUUUUGCUGUCGUUGGUAUUAUUUUUCUAAUAGAGAGCGUAUACACGUUAUGAUUCAA
Molecule: messenger RNA, 2004 nt
Organism: Vigna angularis (adzuki bean)
Lineage: Eukaryota; Viridiplantae; Streptophyta; Magnoliopsida; Fabales; Fabaceae
Product: internal alternative NAD(P)H-ubiquinone oxidoreductase A2, mitochondrial
Exons: 8
Coding region: 246-1679 (477 amino acids)
Molecular function (GO): NADH dehydrogenase activity
Source: RefSeq, a predicted model, not a curated record